This is a messenger RNA of Rotaria sp. Silwood2, 319 nucleotides long. Lineage: Eukaryota; Metazoa; Rotifera; Eurotatoria; Philodinida; Philodinidae. The record is from the annotation of a GenBank genome assembly.
CAUCAUCAUUUGAAGACAUAAAACAAACUCGAACAAAAAUUGAAACAACAAAUGCUCCAUUUAAUAAUCCAUUUCGAAAAAAGAAAUUGGCAAAUUCAACCAAUGAAACAUCAACAAAUGAUGAAUUAAGUCAAUGGAAACCAUCAAUUAAUAAAUCUCGUCUUUCAACAUCGAAUAAAACAACACCUCAGAUUAAUGUUAAUGUUGAAACAAUAACUGAAAAUGAAGAUAAUUCAUCAAAUGGAAAAAGAAAAAUUGAUGACGAUGAUGAUAAAAUAGAAGUAUUAUUUAAUGAUGAAAUAUUUGUUUUUUUCAUGUG